This is a messenger RNA of Crotalus tigris (Tiger rattlesnake), 5708 nucleotides long. RefSeq names its product ubiquitin protein ligase E3B (gene UBE3B). The record is from RefSeq and is a predicted model, not a curated record. Gene Ontology annotation, molecular function: ubiquitin protein ligase activity; protein binding. The transcript is spliced from 28 exons. Bases 331 to 3537 code for a protein of 1068 amino acids. Gene Ontology annotation, biological process: protein polyubiquitination; ubiquitin-dependent protein catabolic process. Lineage: Eukaryota; Metazoa; Chordata; Lepidosauria; Squamata; Viperidae.
CGGCCUGGUUCUAUGGUCCUGAGAGUUCCGCGGGCGCUCGGCGGGGGGAGGCCGGGGGAUGGGGGGGCGCGCCGUCGAGGGUCACGACCUGUAGCAGCCUCGCCGCGCGGCCGGAGCCUCCUCGCCCUUCGCAGGCCUGGCCGCCAACGCGCCCCCUGCCAGCCUCUCCAACUGAAGCGGCCAAGAAAUGUGAUCUGGAGCUGCCGGGCAUGAACUCGUUGCUCUCCUCUACAGCCAGAAAAAGCUGCAGUUUGGAGCGAGUGUGAACCAUGUUUGUCUACGGGUGACUUCCGGGCUCUUCUGCAAAACACACUCGCCUGGGAGGCCAAAAUGUUCAGUGCAACCCAAUCAUCCAAGGCCGAGUUCCUGGACAAGGCCCGGCAGGCCCGGGAGGAGCGUCGGGAGCAGAAGGAACGUGAGCAGGCUGCGGUGCAGAUCCAAGCCCUCGUCCGAAGGUUUCUGUGCCGUUGUCGGCUGCAGAGGAAAAUCAGGAGCGAAGUGGAUAAUUUCUUUCACACCAGCGGUCCUGCCAAGAAGACGGCUCUUUCGCUGUUUAAAAUUUCCCGAAAGCUGCUCUUUAUUUUCAAGCUCCCUCAGGACAAAGAGAGAUUUGAAAAGCUGUGCCGCUGCAUCCUUAGCAGCAUGGAGGCAGAAAAUGAUCCUAAAGUAUGGUACGUAUCACUUGCACUCUCCAAGGAGCUGACUCUCCUAUGGAUCCAGCAAGUAAAGGAUGUGCUGUGGACUUGCUGUGAAUUUCUGAAGUUGCUCAAGCCAGACAUCUUGCAAGAUUCAAAACUGGUAAAUUUGCACCUCACAAUGCUGGUGACUUUUACGGACACCUCUACCUGGAAAAUCCUGCAGGGAAAAGGAGAAGCCCUGCGCCACGCCAUGAAUCACAUCUGUGCAAAUAUCAUGGGACAUCUCAACCAGAAAGGGUUUUACUCUGUGCUCCAGAUUUUGCUGACAAACGGUUUGGCAAGGUCUCAGCCUUCCUUUUCCAAAGGCACCUUAACAGCGGCUUUUUCUCUUGCACUGCGCCCGGUGGUUGCGGCUCAGUUUUCUGACAAUCUCUUGCGAUCCUUCUUGAUCCACAUCAUGUCCGUGCCAGCCAUCACGAGCCAUCUUGCAACACUGACACCGGAGCGCCUGGCAGUGAUGGAAUCCCAGGAUCUCCUGCGCAGGUUCCUGUUGUUCUUGAGCCGGGAAGAACAAUGCAGAGACGUCUGUGUGUGUCUGGAAGGAAGCCACACGCUCUGCCUUCUGGGCAACCUUGUCUACUUGGGCUCGCUGAAUGAGAAGGUGCUGCAGGAGGAGACCCCCCACUUUGUGAGCGUCCUGACGCAGACGCUCUGCUACUGCCAGAAGUACGUCUCGCAGAAGAAGUCCAACCUCACCCACUGGCACCCGGUCCUUGGCUGGUUCUCCCAGACGGUGGAUUAUGGCCUGAACGAGUCGAUGCCUUUGCUCACCAAGCAGCUUCAGCACCUCUGGGGGGCCCACAUGAUCCGGAUCCUCUUCAGCGACGUGCUCAGCAAAAAGCUCCUGGAGAGCCAAGAAGCUGCUCGCCAGCCCCCGCCAGCCUCCUCCCCACAGAGCAGCCUGCCCGUGAAGAGUCUUUUCAGACGCGCCUUCCAGAAAUCGACCUCGGUCCGCAACAUCCUGAAGCCCAUCGGUGGCAAAAGGGUGGAUUCGGCGGAGGUGCAGAAGGUGUGCAGCAUCUGCGUCCUGUACCAGAUGGCCCUGACCACCUUGACGCAGAUCCGGCUGCAGAUCCUCACAGGCCUCACCUACCUGGAUGACCUCCUGCCCAAGCUCUGGGCCCUCAUCUGUGAGCUGGGCCCCCAGGGGGGCCUGAAGGUCUUCCUGGAGUGCUUGAACAACCACACGGAGGAGUCCAAGCGGCUGCUGGCCAUGCUGAUGCUCUUCUGCGACUGCUCGCGCCAUCUGAUCACGAUACUUGACGACAUUGAAGUCUACGAAGAGCAGAUCUCCUUCAAGCUGGAAGAGCUGGUUACGAUCUCCUCUUUCCUGAACUCCUUUGUCUUUAAGAUGAUCUGGGACGGGAUUUUGGAGAAUGCGAAGGGGGAAACCCUGGAGCUCUUCCACUCGGUCCACAGCUGGCUGAUGGUCCUCUACGAGAGGGACUGCCGGCGGCGUUUUGCUCCCGAAGAACACUGGCUGCGCAAGGACCUCAAGCCCAACUUGCUGUUCCAGGAGCUCGACAAAGAUCGGAAGCGAGCCCAGCUGGUCCUGCAGUACAUCCCUCACGUUGUCCCCCACAAAAAUCGGGUUCUUCUCUUCCGGAAUAUGGUCACCAAAGAGAAAGAGCAGCUGGGCUUGGUGGAGACCAGCUCUGCGUCGCCUCACGUCACCCACAUCACGAUCCGUCGGUCCCGCAUGCUGGAGGAUGGCUACGAGCAGCUGCGCCAGCUUUCCCAGAACGCCAUGAAGGGCGUCAUCCGGGUGAAGUUUGUGAACGACCUGGGCAUGGACGAAGCGGGCAUCGACCAGGACGGCGUCUUCAAGGAGUUCUUGGAGGAGAUCAUCAAGAAGGUCUUUGACCCAGCGCUCAACCUCUUCAAGACCACCAGCGGGGACGAGAGGCUGUACCCGUCCCCCACUGCUUACAUCCACGAGAACUUCCUGCAGCUCUUUGAGUUUGUCGGGAAGAUGCUUGGAAAAGCUGUUUAUGAGGGAAUUGUGGUGGACGUUCCCUUUGCCUCGUUCUUCCUGAGCCAGUUGCUUGGCCAUCACCACAGCGUCUUCUACAGCUCAGUGGACGAGCUUCCCUCCUUGGACUCCGAGUUCUAUAAGAACCUGACCUCCAUCAAGCGCUACGAAGGAGACACCAGCGACUUGGGCCUAACCCUCUCCUACGAUGAAGAUGUGAUGGGCCAGCUUGUGUGCCACGAACUCGUUCCAGGAGGAAAGACCAUCCCCGUGACCAACGAGAACAAGAUCAGCUACAUCCACCUGAUGGCCCACUUCCGCAUGCACACCCAGAUCAAGAACCAGACGGCCGCUUUCAUCAACGGCUUCCGGUCCAUCAUCAAGCCCGAGUGGAUCCGUGUCUUCUCCGCACCUGAGUUGCAGCGGCUGAUAUCUGGAGACAAUGCUGAGAUCGACCUGGAGGACUUGAAGAAACACACCGUCUACUACGGGGGCUUCCAUGGCAGCCACAGGGUCAUCCUCUGGCUCUGGGACAUCCUUGCCCACGAUUUCAGCCCCGAGGAAAGAGCCAUGUUUCUCAAGUUUGUUACCAGUUGCUCCCGGCCGCCGCUCCUGGGCUUCGUCUACCUCAAGCCCCCCUUCUCCAUCCGGUGCGUGGAAGUGUCGGACGACCAGGACACAGGGGACACCCUGGGCAGCGUUCUGCGGGGCUUCUUCACUAUCCGGAAGAAGGAACCGGGGGGGCGCCUGCCCACCUCCUCCACCUGCUUCAACCUCCUGAAGCUGCCCAACUACAGCAAGAAGAGUGUCCUGAGGGAGAAGCUGCGCUAUGCCAUCAGCAUGAACACGGGCUUUGAGCUCUCGUAGCAGCCCUGGCGGGAGAGAAGGGACCAGGACCGGCUGGCCAGACAAGCAGCGCCCUCCCGGGGCCGUGGGAACUCCGGGGCCCUGCCCAGGUAGACAAGGAGCUGCCUCCAGCGUUGCUUAACUCCUCUGAGACCGCAGCUGGCCUGCCAUUAAACGUAGCCUUGCCUGCAAACCUUGUGCAGUUACCCGUUGCGGGCAGGGGGUCCCUCGUGUUAAGGGCCACCCAGACUGCUGCAGGGGGCUGGGCGGCUGUUCUUGCCAUCUUGCUCUCUUCCCCUGCAUUGCUGAGACCCUCCCAUCUGUCCUGGUCAAACUUCCCAACUGCCCUGGGCAGACCCUUCCAGGGCACUCUCGUAAGGAGCCACCUGGGCCGGGCUCUGUCCAUGGCAUCCGAGGCCUGGCUUGAUCAGAGGAGAGAUUUGAGUUGGAAUCUGUUCCUUGCUGAUCGUGCAAGGCUGGUUUUACCUCUUGACCCGAAAGUGGGAGACCUUGUUCAGCCAGUUUUGUUAUCUUAAACUGCUGGCCAAACUAGUUUGGCUUUGAAUCAACUUUUCUCCAAAGGCCCCCGGGCCCUCCCCAACAAGGAACAGGUAACUGUUUCCAGCUUACUGCCACAGCUGUCCCUACGCAGCCUCUAGUUGCGGGACUGGAAUCCACCGGUCGGCCGUCGGUGACCAAGACACAGGGCAGCCCGUCUCCCUUGGGUACCAAGAGGUCCUUUGACCAACCUCCCUGUGGGAAGGCCUGGCCCAGAAGGUGCACUCGGGCUGAGGGGCAAUCAGUGGGGUCCCUCUGACCCUUUUAAGCCCCAAGAACUGGCAGGUCUGCAGAAGUGAGGGGGAAUCUGCUGGGCAGACCAGGGCGGUCCUGUGGCAGUUCUCUCAGGGACUUUGUUUUUUUGAAAUUUAGUUUGGCUGCUUGUUAAAGGAAGCACUAAUGGCAUGUGGCUGCAGAUGGGUGUAGACCAGGGGGGCUCCCAAGUUGGCAACGUUUAAGACUUGUGCAACUCCCAGAAUUCUCCAGCAUAGCAUAGCUGGCUGGGGAAUUCUGGGAGUUGAAGUCCACAAGUCUUAAACGUUGCCAACUUUGGAGAGCCCUAGUCUAGACUGAAGCAGGUGUUUGCACCAGCCAUUUGUCGCUCCCAAACCCCACAGAAUGACCUUGCAGCCUGGGGAGGUUCUGCUGCCUGUGGAUCUGGUUGCACUGGUCUUUCCCAGGAGGGCGUGUGCAUGUGUGUAUGUACAAAUGAGUAUUUUGAGCAAACACAACAUGCGGAUCAAGAAAGGCUACCCAGUGUUUGUCUAUCUUUUAAAAUAAAUGGGAUGGAUCUGUCCAUAGGAAAACAUCUCUCACUCCCAGUCCGGCUAUAUAUUAAGUGGCGAUUUCCCACAGGGGUCUGCAGCUCAGCAUGUCCAGGACCUAAUUAUGGCCCUGCUCCCAGGUAGCUGUACUGCUUGUGUGAGUCUGAUUAUUUUAGAAAGACAUAUUAUAAAUCUCAAGCGUGUCACCCUUUUGCACAAAUGUUGUGAAAUAUGAAGAGUUGGUUUGUAACAAACUAAAACAGGACAAGGUAUUUUGGGAAUGUUGCUUUUAUUAAGUCCAGUUUUUUUUAAAUUUCAGAACAGUGCUACUGCCUUGAAACACCUCUCCCCCCCCCCAAUUAAGGGCUGGGCCCAAACAGGUUCAUAAGUAAGGAGCUGUUCUGGAUGCUGGCUCACCCCGUUUCCUUCCUGAUUUUCCGUUAGGGAUUGUGGGGUGUUGACCUGUGGCCGCUGCCGCAGGCUGCCCAGAGAGCUGUUUCAAAUUGCCCUCUUGGAGGGGGGGGGUGCGGCCUCUCCACUUCUGGUGCCCUCCCACCCACUGGGAUGCAGGAGUGGACAGUCCCAACAAGCCUGGCAUUGCUUCCCACAGCCUUCAGGGCGCAAACGCAGAGACCCCCACGGAUUGUCUGGGUGUUUGUGUCACCUGGAGAUCCUUCAGCAGGAACCUCAGAAGCCGUUGCUUUUCUCCUCUCCCCAGCACUGCCCUGCAUGCGUGUUUUCCGAGGAGAGACUUUUGGCAUAGGAAAUCAAUAAAUUAUUUUGCUCUUUUACCACUUAGUAUUUUUUUAGUUACAGCACAUUCUUCUCACUGGAAAUUCAGGAAUACAGGAAAUAAAAGUUGAAAAAUUG